AUGGCGCCUCUACCCAUUGUCCGCUCCACCAACAUCAAGAACCUCACCUCCCGACCAAUCACUGCCGUGUUCAUAUCCGCCACCUCAGGUAUAGGCGAAGCUACCCUUCGGCAACUAUGCAAAGCCCAUGGGAAGAAUGGCAGAGGACUACGCAUCUACCUUGUAGCUCGAAACGAAUCUGUGGCGGAACUUAUCCUGGAUGAGUGUCGACAGGAUUGCCCUAACGGAGACUUUAGGUUCGUCAAAGUAGGCGAUUUGACGUUGUUGAGGGAUGUGGACGCUGCGUGUGAGAGUUUGAUCAAGAUGGAAAGAGGGAGUGGUGGGCUAGGAGAUGUAGAGGGAAGAAUCGAUCUUUUGGUUCUGACGCAAGGGUUUGUGAGGUUCGAAGACCCACUGUACACGGACGAAGGCAUCGAAGUCUCCAUGUCUCUCCUCUACUACUCCCGCAUGCGCGCCAUCACGGCCCUCCUUCCGCUCCUCACGGGCACGUCGGGGCACCCAGCCCACAUCAUCUCCGUCUACGCAGCCGGCAUGGAGAAAUCAGGCAAAUUCUUCCCGGACGACCUCUCCCUCUCCAAAGACCCAAAGGCGCACUACAGCUUCGCCAAUUGCCGCGCACAUUGCGUACACAUGAUGACCAUGUACUUCGAGUCCCUAGCCAAGCAACAUAUGGGAAAGCUAAGCCUCGUCCACGUCUACCCUGGACUGGUGAUAAGUCCGAAAUUCUGGGAUCCCUCGUUACCGACCUGGUUUAAAUGGGUCUGGUUUCUCAUGUAUCCCUUCGCAAACGCUUUCCUGAACACCAAACCUGAGGAAAGUGGACAGCGGACAUUGUUCUUCAUCGACUCGGAAAGAUUUCCUGCUCGAGGGAGUGGUGAGGACAAGGUAUCUGGUGGUGUAACCAGCACAGACCAGGUCCCAGGUGGUGGUGCGUAUAGCUGCAGUCACAAAGACGAGGUCUACGAUGUUUCCAAGUCGUACGUGGAGCUUCGGAAGCAAGGGUUCGAGGCAAAGGUCUGGCAGCAUACGCAGGACGUGUUUGCUGCGGUGGAUGGGCGGAGGAAAUUUCAGGCAUGA
Recurvomyces mirabilis is the source of this 1077-nucleotide messenger RNA. RefSeq lists its product as uncharacterized. The transcript is spliced from 2 exons. Bases 1 to 1077 code for a protein of 358 amino acids. Lineage: Eukaryota; Fungi; Ascomycota; Dothideomycetes; Mycosphaerellales; Teratosphaeriaceae. The record is from RefSeq and is a predicted model, not a curated record.